CCAAACAUCCGGGUUCGUCUCUUUUGCGUUCCGGUGGGUCCCACCUCUCUCUCUCUCGUCCCUGGACAUCUCCCUCCGUCAGUCCCACGUCUCUCCCACUACUCCGCGCUCGGUGCCAGCGCGGGCUUCAGCGACGGGGGCUCUCGAGGGCCAUGGCAACUACGGCGGCGCCGGCCGGGGGCGCCCGAAACGGGGCUGGCCCAGAAUGGGGAGGGUUCGAAGAAAACAUCCAGGGUGGGGGCUCGGCUGUGAUUGACAUGGAGAACAUGGAUGAUACCUCAGGUUCCAGCUUCGAGGACAUGGGUGAGCUGCAUCAGCGCCUGCGCGAGGAAGAAGUAGAUGCUGAUGCAGCUGCUGCUGAAGAAGAGGAUGGGGAGUUCCUGGGCAUGAAGGGCUUUAAGGGACAGCUGAGCAGGCAGGUGGCUGAUCAGAUGUGGCAGGCAGGAAAGAGACAAGCCUCCAGGGCCUUCAGCUUGUACGCCAACAUCGACAUCCUGAGACCCUACUUUGAUGUGGAGCCUGCCCAGGUGCGAAGCAGGCUCCUGGAGUCCAUGAUCCCUAUCAAGAUGGUCAACUUCCCCCAGAAAAUCGCAGGUGAGCUCUAUGGACCUCUCAUGCUGGUCUUCACGCUGGUUGCCAUCCUCCUCCACGGGAUGAAGACAUCUGACACCAUUAUCCGGGAGGGCACCCUGAUGGGCACAGCCAUUGGCACCUGCUUCGGCUACUGGCUGGGUGUCUCGUCCUUCAUUUACUUCCUCGCCUACCUGUGCAAUGCCCAGAUCACCAUGCUGCAGAUGCUGGCACUGCUGGGCUACGGCCUCUUUGGGCACUGCAUCGUCCUGUUCAUCACCUAUAACAUCCACCUCCACGCCCUCUUCUACCUCUUCUGGCUGCUGGUGGGGGGGCUGUCCACCCUGCGCAUGGUGGCAGUGUUGGUGUCACGGACUGUGGGCCCCACACAGCGGCUGCUUCUCUGUGGCACCCUGGCUGCCCUGCACAUGCUCUUCCUGCUCUAUCUGCAUUUUGCCUACCACAAGGUGGUAGAGGGGAUCCUGGACACACUGGAGGGCCCCAACAUUCCACCCAUGCAGAGGGUCCCCAGAGACAUCCCUGCUGCGCUCCCUGCUGCUAGGAUUCCCGCCACCCUGCUCAACGCCACAGCCAAGGCUGUCGCAGUGACCCUGCAGUCACACUGACCCCACCUGAAAUCCUUGGCCGCCCCCCUUUCCCCCAGCUGCGGAGCGGAGGAGGAUUAAAGGACAGUACUGAUGA
Molecule: messenger RNA, 1272 nt
Organism: Diceros bicornis minor
Lineage: Eukaryota; Metazoa; Chordata; Mammalia; Perissodactyla; Rhinocerotidae
Gene: YIPF3
Product: Yip1 domain family member 3
Exons: 9
Coding region: 153-1196 (347 amino acids)
Cellular component (GO): Golgi apparatus
Source: RefSeq, a predicted model, not a curated record